AUGGCUUCAAAGUCCAUCGAUCCUCCGUCCUACAGCCAGAUAGCCUGUGUUGGUGCCGGGCUAUCAGCCGUGGCUCUAGGAGCAACGCUGAAGAGAUGGUACGACCUUGAAGAUAUCUGUUUCUUCGAGCGACAUCCCACAAGUGGCGGGACAUGGUACAUCAACACAUAUCCUGGAUGCGCCUGCGAUGUCCCGAGCGCCCUGUACAGUUAUUCCUUCGCGCAAAACCCCAACUGGACGAAGCUUAUGCCCUCAAACACGGAAAUCAAAGAGUAUGUCGACAACGUGGUCGACACAUACAAUCUCCGUCGUAAGAUGACCUUCGGAACGGAAGUAGUCCGCAGUGUCUGGCGGGACGAUGCAAGUCGCUGGCUUCUCUACCUACGCGACCUGAACACCGGACGCGAAUACACCCACGAGUGCCAGAUCCUUUUUGCAGCAACAGGACAGCUCGUCGAACCGCGGCCGUGUGAGAUUCCUGGCGCGGAAGACUUCCACGGGAGUAUCUUCCACUCAGCGCGGUGGGAUCACAGCGUGGACCUCGAGGGGAAGAAUGUUGUUGUGAUUGGGAACGGCUGCACUGCUGCACAGAUUGUGCCGGCCCUGGCCAACGAUGCAAAGAUCAAGUCCCUGACGCAAAUUGUCCGGACAAAGCACUGGAUAUUUCCUGCCCCGAACUUCACCUACCCACGGGUGUUGCAAUGGAUCUUCCGCUAUGUUCCGUUUGCGAUGAGGCUGCACCGACUUCACAUUUUCUUGGUCGCUGAGAAUGAUUUUCGCUUGUUUCCGAUGACCAAAGGAGCAGCCAGGCUGCGAGAGAAGCGGCGAAAGCAGGUUGAGAAAUACAUGCGCGAGGCAGGCCCGGAGAAAUACCACGACCUCCUCAUUCCGGACUUUGAUGUAGGAUGCAAGAGGCGAAUAUUCGAUCCUGGCUACCUUGAAUCCCUACACAACGAUAAAGUCCUUCUAACUAACGCGAAAACUGAAGAGAUUACCACAGACGGCAUCAAGACAGAUAAAGGCUUCAUUCCAGCGGACGUAAUUAUUCUCGCGACAGGCUUCAAGACUAACAAAUUCAUCCCUUACAUGGAUGUAGUCGGACGCAACGGCGAGAACGUAUCACAACACUGGACCAAGUAUGACGGUCCAGCCGCGUACAACUGCUCUGUGCUGAGUGGCUUUCCAAAUUUCUUCAUGCUCCUCGGACCUAAUGCUGCUACCGGACAUACAUCGGCCAUGAUGGCUGCUGAAAACUCAAUUAACUACGCUCUCCGUGUUUUGAAGCCCGUUCUGAAUGGUGAUGCCGUGUCGGUUGAUCUGAAGCCUAAAGCUGAGCACGACUACGUUUACUGGGUGCAGAACGCAUUGAGUAAGCGUGUUUGGAAUGCGGGCUGUGUAUCGUGGUAUAUUAAUGAUAAGAAAUGGAACUCCAUGUCUUAUCCCUGGACACAAGGCCACUAUUGGUGGAGGAGUGUCUUUCCCACCUGGUCCGAUUGGAAUAUCAAAGUUCGUCCCCCUUCAACCAGUGGGCAUCAUGAUACUCACUGUCAACAGAAAGCUACGAAGCCGUCAUCACGUCAAUCAUGGAAAAUCAUGGUUCUUGCUCUUCUUUGCAUUGGUGUUUUGGGGUUCACCCAGUCCGCUGACGCUGCCAAUGUCCCCGCCACUCUCGAGCUUCUUAGAGGCCAGUUGGCCAGAGUACUAUCCUGUGUCCUGAGCAGAUAG
Messenger RNA from Aspergillus nomiae NRRL 13137, 1725 nucleotides. RefSeq names its product flavin-containing monooxygenase. The record is from RefSeq and is a predicted model, not a curated record. Bases 1 to 1725 code for a protein of 574 amino acids. The transcript is spliced from 6 exons. Lineage: Eukaryota; Fungi; Ascomycota; Eurotiomycetes; Eurotiales; Aspergillaceae. Gene Ontology annotation, molecular function: N,N-dimethylaniline monooxygenase activity; NADP binding; flavin adenine dinucleotide binding.